GUCGCGAUCGAAGUGCGCCGCAGCCACCGCGCAAAAUCGUUCUGCAACCCUAGGAACGGUCCUUCUUACGUAAAGGGUAGUUGACGGUAAAGCGAUAGGACGAUGGCUGACAAAAAAGUGAACGAAUAUUAUACGCGGCCACCGGUUUUGACCAAAUGGGAGGGAUUCAAGCAGUUCCUUUGGAAUCCUGAAACUAACCAAUUCCUCGGAAGGACAGGGGCCAGUUGGGGGAAAAUUUUAUUAUUCUAUCUACUAUUCUAUGCAUGUUUAAUAGGAUUUUUUGCUGCUAUGUUAGCAGUAUUCUAUCAAACUUUAGAUAUGAAGAGACCCAAAUGGGAAUUAGAGAAUGGAUUAAUUGGUAAUAAUCCAGGUCUAGGUUUUAGACCCAUGCCUCCAGAGUCCAAUGUAGAAAGUACGUUAAUUUGGUACAAAAGUAGUGAUAAAGGCAACGUUCGCUAUUGGCAAGAGCAACUAGCCACAUUUUUAAAACUUUACCACAAAGAAAACAACCCGCAUUAUAACAACGUCGAGCAAUGCAGCAUGUUCGUCAGCCCCACGCCCGGCAAAGUUUGCGACGUCAAGAUGCUGCCCCAAAAAUGGAACCCUUGCUUGGAAGAAGCCGGCUUCGGCUUCGAGGACGAGAAAGGAGGCCCUUGCAUUUUCUUGAAGCUCAACAAGAUCUACAACUGGCACCCCGAAUAUUACAACUCCUCCAAUCUGCCCGAUUCGAGCGAAAUGAGCGAGUACUUGCGGAAAGACAUCCUGGAAGCGGAGUCCAGAAACGAGCACCAAAUCGUGUGGGUAACGUGCGAGGGCGAGAACCCGGCUGACAAGGAAAACAUCGGUCCUUUGAGAUACAUUCCGCAACGAGGAUUCUCCUCCCAGUACUUCCCGUUCAAAAACCAGGAUGGAUAUCUCUCGCCCCUCGUGGCCGUGCAUUUCGAGCAACCCAAACGCGGUAUUCUGAUCAACAUUGAAUGCAAGGCCUGGGCGAAGAACAUUUUCCACGACCGCGUGGACAGACGAGGGUCCGUCCACUUCGAGUUAAUGGUGGAUUAAGCUCGCCGACGCCCCGCAGGCCAGCCGAGGGCUCCGAUUACUGCCAUCAAGUAAAAAUCGCAGCGGUCGUAAUUCUAGAAUUCAAAUUUCAGUAAAAAAAAAUAACAGAAAAAAUAAGGCGACGGUCUAGAUAGUUUAGUUUACCUGAUAUUAGUUCACGGAAAAAAUCUUAGGAAUUUUAAAACUCUGCCAUCACCGUUAGUUACGUAACAGGAUCGAUUCAGGAUCUUAUAGUCCUCGACGAAUGGGGUUUACGGGUCCGCCGUAAAUCUCGGUCGGCGCGAAAAAUGUGGUAAAUUAUUUUUGUUACGUAAAACGUUGCUCGAUUUGAAAUACUGAAAAGGAAACGUUAAACUGGUGUUUAGUCUUAACUGUGCAUUAUUAGCAGAAAACUUAGUACGUAAAUAACCUUUUAAUGGAACUAAAGUAAUAGGGAAUUAUUAAUCAUUCGAUGGUUUAACGGGUUUGCGGGUCAGUAUUUCGAAGGAAAUGAUUUAUUUGCCGGGGCUAUAAUUUUUUCGAAUCGUGAAACUGUAACCCUUUAGGUCGCUUUGGCCACCCGUCACUGACUUCCACAGGUGUACCCAGGGUAAACGGCAUCGGGAGUCGAAUACUUCACUAAUUUGCAAAUACAUCUAACGAAACGACAGCCAUUCUUAUCAUUACCUAUAGUUUCUUUUGACGCAUUACAAUAAAUUAGUAAACGUUCUGUUCGAAUGAACAAUUGGGAAACUCUCGUCACAUUCGUGGCUGAUGUUAAUUCAAAAAAAAAUCUCAAAAGCUCAUAUGAAAAAUUAACAUUUACUGAUAGUAUAAACGCGUGUUUUAUUAGAGUUACUGGUUAAAAAUCGUUAGGGCAACAAGCGGAAAUUAAAGAGAGUUUCAGCAGGUUUUCUGUUUACAAUUGUUGAUUGUACGAGGUAUUCGAGUUUGUUAAUAACAAAAAGCUAAAGACAUACCGUCUUUUUGUUGUGAUAGAGACGAAUGUGUUAAUAUGAUUUUAAUGUAAAUAAUGUUUCGUUGUGAUUUUAUAGCAUAACAUAACGUAUUCUUUUAUAGUAAAAGUAAGCAGUAUUCGUUUGCAUUGGAUAAUUAAGGUUUAAACGUAGAUGUCCGCAUGUCAGAAGUACAUAAUUUUUCUAAUAUGCUUUUUAGUAAAUGUUGCAAUGGUAUAAAGUAAAUAAGAGUUUUUAGAGUCGUUUACAUCAGACAAAUAUAGGUCAGUAAGGUAACAUGCGCGUUUUGAAGUAGGCGCUUUUUAACCCUUAAUUAAUAAUUAAAAAAAUUGAGGGCAACUCUAAUAUCAACAAGGUAGGUACCCCAAUUUUUAUCUCUAAAAAGAAAAAGAAGAAUUGGAUUUUCGUGAUCAAUUAAGGGUUAAAGGCUUGUUGUUUAUUAUUCAGAAGCGCUAAGAUCAUCUACAUAAGUAAUUUUUAUCAAAAAAGCUUCUUAGAAUUUGCUUUUGUUGGUAAUAUCGAUACGGAACUUUUAAUUAUAAUAAAUACACCGUGUGUAUUAGAUGAAUAAAUACGCAAUUUUUAUAAAACUUCACCAAAGUUGUUAUUUUUUUAAACUGCUUAGCACUUAAAACUUCAAUAAACUAUUUUAAACGUUCGAAAAUAUUCUUUAAAGAGCGGUCUUUCACACACGGUAUAUUGUUUAAUCUACAUAAAUAAAAAUGAUGUGAUUAACUCUUAAGCAAGAAAACCAAAAUGCCUACCGAAAUCACAAUUGCAAUAUCGAAAAAAAAAUCACAAAAAGCAAAAAGUGUGCGUUGAUUGCCUUCACGACUACCUACCAAUAAAAAUGAAACUUACGGACACCUACGAUACGUGUUUAAGCACUGUUAAAUUGCUAUAAAUAGUUCUAUUAUAAGGAACAAAAAAGAAGAAUAUGCAAAAAUUAAUAAUAUUGUUAUAAAAAUACCAGAAGAUAAGUGUUAACUGUACUUCAUAGAGUUUAGUAUAUCCUAAUAAAUAACUUUUAGGUAAUAAUCAGUUAAUAAGAAUUUUCAAAACGACAAAAUUCUACCAGUUCGCAAAUAGUAGACUGAUUAUUUUUCGAAAUGCAUUUUGCAUAUCAAAAACGAAAACAUGAUGCCGACAUGGCGUAACUGUUGGAAGAACUCGUGCCAGUAUUUCAUUCCGCAUUUGAUUAUAUUCGUCACGCACAAAGUCUUUUGAGCAAGACUCCGGACUCUUAUACUCAUACAUUUGAGCUUUUAUACAGAGUGUUUUCUGUUAGACUCGCUUAUCCAAACGAAAAAUUAAUAACGAUUUGUCCAAAAAAUGUUCUACUUGAACUACAAUAAUUUACCAAAGACCUCCGAUAAUUGUCAAUGACAAUACGCUUACGCUACGUCUAACUAAACAAUUUGUAUAAUUGUAAUAAAUUUAAUUACAUAAAAUAUCUAAAUAAUAAAGCAGUUUUGAGACAAAACUCAGCAUAAACAGGGGAUGAAAUAUUUGUCACUCUAACAUCUUAGGUUUUAACAAAAAAAAAUAACUUACUACUAAUUUGUUUGCGCAAUAAUAUAGGUAAUUAUAAUUUCUUUACGAAUAGAAAAUUGUAUAAAUAAAAAGCAGUUACCCGAGAGAUCUCAAUAACAAGGGCCCGAACGCGAGUGGAGUAGAUUUUCAUUAAUUGAACUACACCGCUUGUUGUAGGGCCGCGAAAAUAAUAAUUUUGAUAUGUUCGUGCUACAUACACAUUGUUAUUAUGCAUUGUAUAUUUAAUUACUUGAUAAAGUAACGUUUUUUGUUACUACAGAAUAUUCUAAAGUUAUAAUACAUAUUUACUGACAAACUAUUCGUUUGGAAUAUGCUCUAGCAACAAAAUUAAAUGAAUAAAAAUUAUGAAUAUAAAUUGUGCCACGACUAAAAGGAACUGCCAAUGAAACCAAACUUUUUCCUAACAUCCUCCGUUUGGUAGUUUUUAAUCGUGGAAUAAUAUUUAUAAAAUACGAUGGUCUAAUGUUGCACACAAUUUGCCUCAGCAUUUUGUGCUCAAUAUUCAAAUUUUAAGAUAAUUUCUUUGUGCUUAAAUGUAAUUUUUUAAAGAAUAUAAAUAAAUAGCGG
Molecule: messenger RNA, 4136 nt
Organism: Phyllotreta striolata
Lineage: Eukaryota; Metazoa; Arthropoda; Insecta; Coleoptera; Chrysomelidae
Source: the annotation of a GenBank genome assembly